AUGAACAUCAAUAAAACUAUAGAAAAUGAAAAAAAAGUUAAUAUUAAUAAUAAUAUAAAUAAAAGUUAUGAGAACGGUACAAUAAUGGAAAAUAGUUUACAAAACAUUGAAAAAGAGGAAAUAUUUAAUAAUAUGAACAAUGAAUAUAAUAACAGUGUAAAAGUAGAAUAUAAUUCAAAUAUUAAAGAAUUCAUAAACAAUGAAAUCAAAAAGGAAAACAAAGUAAUUUUGAAUAAAAUUGAUGAAAAUAAAAAUAAAGAGUAUGACAUAAUGUUGAAAUAUAAUAAUAAUGAAAGUAAAAUUGUGGAUAUAAAUGUUAAUGAUGUAUUUAAUAAAAGUAAAAAUGACUAUUUAAAUUCAAAUAAAAAUAAUGUAAAGCAUAAAUUAGAUAGUAGUAGUAAUAAUAACACAAAAGAUAAUAAUGUAAAUGACAAGGUGGAUAAUGAAAAAAAAAAUAAAAUUGUUCACGAAAUAGAAAAUAAUAAAAAUAUUAGUAAUAUAAGUAAUCCUAAUGAAAGAGAUAUUGGAAAUGCGAAUAAAAGUACUAUUUUAGAAGAAAACAACGUUAAUUGUAAUGAACAGAAUAAGAGUACAGCUCAAAUUAAUGAUAACAAAAAUGAACAUUCACCAGAAAUUGAUAAUAAUAAUUGUGAUGAUAAUUUGGAUAAUACAUUGGAUAGUUUUAACAGUUUUUUAUUAGAAGAUGAUGUAAAUUUGUCGAGCAGAACAUAUAGGAAUUUUCAUAUAUGUUCUAUUUUUAUUCAUUUAUCUUAUUUAUUAAUGGUUUUAUUGCUAAUGGGUACAUUGAGUUAUGAUUUUAGUAAAUCCUCUAUUUCAAAUAAAGAAAAAACUAUGAAAUAUUUUUGUGCUAUAUUGUUAGGCUUGUUAUUUAUACAUAUUUGCAUAAAUUUAUACAUAUCUUAUAAAUUAUUUAGACAAGUUGAAAUUUCCAAAUGUAUUAAAGCACUUGAGUCAUAUAUUCAUUUUAUUUCCAUUUUUUUUUUUAGUGCAUGUUUAUAUAUAUUAAUUUUUGCAGGAAAAGCAUUUUCUGUGAAUAAUACCUUUUCUUUUACAGUAAUUUUAGCUAUUAUAUAUUAUUUCUUGCCUUUGUUUUUAUAUAUUGUAUUGCAUAUUGUUUUUUUUGCGGUUAUAAUAAUACUUUUUAUUAUAAGAAGGAAAAGUCCAACACCAAAAAGGAUAUUAAAAAAAUUAAAAAUAAUGAAAUAUUUAGAAUAUAGAAAAUAUUGUGCAGAAAAAUAUGCAAGCGGAGGUAAUUAUAUAUAUGGUGACAAUGAAAUAAAGGAAGGAGAUAAAAAUGAAAAUAAAAAAGAUCAAUUAAAAGAAUCUUUAAAGAAUGAUGAUAACGAAGUACAAGAUUAUAAUGAACAUGAAAAAAAAAAUGAUGCUGUUAAUAAUCAUACGGAAGUUUGCACAAACUCAACUACUUCGUGUAUUCAUAAUGAUAAAAUUAAUCAAGAAAUAAAUACUGAUACGGAUAAAAAUGUUUUACCUCAAAAAAAUGAUAACAUUACAAUAAAUAAGUUAGAAAAUGUCAUUUAUUAUGAUAGCAAGUAUAUAAAUGGAGAAAACGCAAAUAGUAAUGAUGUUGCACAAAAAAAUAAUGAAAAUUGUACAUCGAGUAAUAAAAAUAUUGCCGUAUGUAACCAGAAAGAUAGAACAAAUAGUAGUAGUAAUAAUAAUAAUGUUAAUAAUGAUGAUAAUAAUUUUAAAAAUAUUAAUCAUAAUAGUAAUUAUAUUGAUAAUAGUUGUAAUAAUAAUAAUAAUAAUAAUAAUAAUAAUAAUAACAUUAAUAGAACAUCAAAUUAUGAAAACGAUGAGUCAAUUAAUAAUGUUAAAGGAAUAUAUGGUUAUUUAAAGAGAUUUUUAAAAAAAAAAAAAAGUAUUAUUGAGAAGAAAAAAAUUGAAUAUAGUGAUGAUAAUUCUGUUCAUAUUAAUAUUGAAAAUUCAGAUUUUAUAUGCUCCAUUUGUUGCAUAGAAUAUUCUGAUGAUGAUGAUAUUUGUAUAUUACCUUGUAAUUAUCUUCAUUAUUACCAUAAAGAAUGUAUAUUUACUUGGCUAAAAAGAAAUAACGAUUGUCCUUUAUGUAGAAAAAACAUAGAAAAAUUUUUAAAAAAAAAAAAAAAAAAAGAUAAAGAAUGA
Plasmodium gallinaceum is the source of this 2160-nucleotide messenger RNA. RefSeq names its product conserved protein, unknown function. The transcript has a single exon. NCBI's taxonomy places the organism in Eukaryota, Apicomplexa, Aconoidasida, Haemosporida, Plasmodiidae. Gene Ontology annotation, biological process: ubiquitin-dependent protein catabolic process. The coding region runs from base 1 to 2160 and encodes 719 amino acids. Gene Ontology annotation, molecular function: ubiquitin protein ligase activity. The record is from RefSeq and is a predicted model, not a curated record.